Parnassius apollo (apollo) is the source of this 396-nucleotide messenger RNA. Lineage: Eukaryota; Metazoa; Arthropoda; Insecta; Lepidoptera; Papilionidae. The record is from the annotation of a GenBank genome assembly.
AUGUUGAAGUGUGAUUUGAAGCGAAUAAUAACAAUUUGGUGCGACGGUACGGCAGUCAACACCGGUAACAAGGCUGGAAUCAUUUGUCUUCUAGAAAAGAAACUUCAUCGCCCUCUUCAAUGGCUCGUGUGUCUAUUGCAUACCAACGAACUUCCUUUACGACAUCUGUUUGAGCAUCUUGAUGGGAAAACUACAGGACCAAGAAGUUUCACAGGCGUCAUUGGUAAAGCGUUGAAGGGUUGUGAGAAUCUUCCAGUUGUUCAAUUUACACCCAUCGCAUGUAAACUACCAGAUAUUUCAAAAUCACGUAGUGAUCUCAGUACAGAUCAGCUUUACUUGUAUGAAAUAUGUGACGCAGUUAGCAGAGGACAAUGUGACGUAAGUUUAGCCAAGUGA